AUGUAUGAACAACAACAGCAACAACAACAACUGAUGGCACAACAACAACUUAUGUCACCAGAGGCACAACUGAUCAACAUCAACUUGGACGCUGCCAUGUCCCAAGAAGACUUUUGUGAGAUGGGUACCGAGUUGAGCCCAUUGAGCUAUGACAGCUCACCUCGCCAAAUAUACUACUCUGAUGCCUCAACGGACGAGUGUUCUUCUCAGUCCUCUGAGCCAGAGCAAAUGUCAGAGUCAGAGCCAGAGUCCGAGGCCGAGGCCGAGAUCGAGGUGAAGCAGGAAGCUAUUCACGUGCCCAGAAAGAAGACCACCAACAAGUCUAUUGUUGUGAAGAAGGAGAAUACUGCGUCGAGAAAGAAGAAGGCAGUGCCCACCGCAAAGUCUGAGAAGACCAAGGUGGCCGAGAACCGCAGUGAUAAGGAGAUGCGCAUCAGCUUGGUCAGAUACCCCAAGGUGAUCAUCCAAAAGGGCUGUGGCAGAUUCGUCUUCAAGAUCAAGGGCAAGGCCAACCCCAAGAACCUUAAGCUGAUGACUGUUGUCAACCAGCAGCUCCACUUUGAGUUGGACGCCGGCAUGUCCUCGGUCAAGGAAGACGGUGUCUCCACCCAAGACCCAACCUUCUCUCGCUUCCUCAACAACUCGGACGCCAAGAGCUUCACGACCACCACCUACGUCUACGACACUCGUACCAUGACCCAACUGUGCCACAUCGUAUCGCCAACGAUCAGGUUCUACUACAACACCAACGAUCUACCCGCGCCCAAGAUCGAGGACAUUAAGUCAGUCGCUGUCAAGGGUAACAAGACCGAGCUGCGCAUCGUCCUCGACCGUCUAAAGAUGGGCACGACCAAGAUGUUCACGUUGUUUGUCAACUACUUUGACGAGACAAAUAAGAUUAGAGUUGCCAAGGUGGUGGACCAGAAGAACAUCCAACAGGGCAAGGAUGACAGUGACUGUGCACUGUUUGAACUUGACAACAUGUACCUCAACGACAAGUAUCGUCUGUACGCCGCAUACACCUACAACCCUGCCAACGACAACAAGAAGAGGUCCAAUAAGGACGAGGCAACCAAGGGCAAGGGAAAGAAGGCCAAGGCCCCAGCCAAGGCCAAAAAGGUUCAGGAGGAGAAGGAUGACAAGAAAAAGAAUGCCAACUACAAGGAGAAGAACUGUAUCCGCUAUGAGGGCGAGCUGGACAGUUUGGUUGGCAAGUACUGGGUCGACUUGUGGACCAAGCCCGUCAAUGCCAAGGAGGACCUUGAGGUGAGAUGGCAAUCACUUAACCUCUCCAAGUCUGACGUCUCCUGUGUCGAGUCAUCGUCAGUACAACCACCAAUCCGUGUGGCAGCACCAACCGUUAAGCCAACACGUAGCGUUCCAGUCUCAAUCAAGUCUGGAUCAAACCACUACCAAACUGUAGAGUCUGCACCAAUGCAGUCCUACAUCCAUCAUGCCACUGCCAUGUGUUAA
Messenger RNA from Acytostelium subglobosum LB1, 1473 nucleotides. RefSeq lists its product as hypothetical. The coding region runs from base 1 to 1473 and encodes 490 amino acids. Lineage: Eukaryota; Evosea; Eumycetozoa; Acytosteliales; Acytosteliaceae. The record is from RefSeq and is a predicted model, not a curated record. The transcript has a single exon.